GAUAUUGUGUAAAUUUUGCACAACUUCACGCACGUGAGAAGUUCAUAAACGUAAGUUUUAGUAGUAAUUGUUAAUUUUUGCUAUUAAAUUCGGCUCAAUUUAACAACUUUCACCUCAAAGUUAAUAUUUCUCUUAAUUUUAAUGUACUUGUUUGACAAAAUUAUAAGAUUUUAACUCAUAUUUUCAUUACCUACUUUAUCGGUCAGAUGGUUCGCAAAAAAUUAGACAACCGCAUUCGAGUUCUUAUUGAAAAUGGAGUUAGAACGGGACAUCGGUCUAUGUUCGUUAUUGUUGGUGAUAAAGCGAAGGAUCAAGUUGUUAUUUUGCAUCAUAUGUUAUCGAAAUCGGUCAUAAAAGCUCGCCCAUCAGUUCUAUGGUGCUACAAGAAAGAUUUAGGAUUCAGUAGUCAUCGUAAAAAGCGAAUGAAGCAAAUUCAGAAAAAGAUAAGAAGUGGAAAAUUGGAUGUUAAAGAGGAUGAUCCUUUUGAAUUGUUUGUUGCGGCUACAAAUAUCCGCUAUUGUUAUUACAAUGAAACGCAUAAAGUCCUAGGUAACACUUAUGGUAUGUGUAUUCUACAAGAUUUUGAAGCAAUAAGUCCAAAUUUAAUGGCUAGAACAAUUGAAACGGUAGAAGGAGGAGGUUUAAUAGUUUUCCUCAUGAAAAGUGUUAAGUCUCUAAAGCAAUUAUACUCAAUGACAAUGGAUGUUCACGCAAGGUUUAGAACCGAUGCUCAUCAAGAUGUUGUUGGUCGAUUUAAUGAGCGCUUUAUACUUUCCUUAGGUUCAUGCCAAAAUUGCAUGGUUGUUGAUGAUGAUUUAAAUAUUCUACCUAUCUCAUUGCACACUCUUAACAUAGAAGCAAUUCCUCCCCAACCAAUAGCAGAAAAUGAGGAACUUAAAGAAUUAAAAAGUUCUAUGUCUGACACACCUCAUGUUUCCGCUAUUGUAAAUUGCUGUAAGACACUGGAUCAAGCAAAAUCUGUCUUAAAAUUCAUCGAUGCAAUCUGUGAGAAAACUCUAAAAAAUACUGUAACAAUGACCGCAGCAAGAGGUCGAGGAAAGUCAGCAGCUUUAGGAUUAUCUCUCGCCACAGCUGUUGCGUACGGCUACUCUAAUAUUUUCGUAACUGCUCCUUCCCCCGAGAAUCUAAAAACUUUGUUUCAGUUCGUCUUGAAAGGUUUUGAUGCUCUAAAAUAUGAAGAACACACCGACUAUGAAUUAAUCGAAUCGACAAACCCAGAUUUAAACAAAGCAAUAGUACGAAUUAAUGUAACUCGAGAACAUCGUCAAACAAUUCAGUAUAUUCACCCAACGGAUGCUCAUAAACUCAGUCAGGCUGAAUUGGUGGCUAUUGAUGAGGCAGCCGCCAUCCCUCUUCCAUUGGUAAAGGAUAUGUUGGGUCCUUAUUUAGUUUUACUCUCAUCAACAAUAAACGGUUAUGAGGGUACUGGUCGUUCACUUUCCUUAAAAUUAAUUAAUCAGUUGAGAACUGGGAAUACUGAAGAAGUAGGUGCAAGGAAGCUGACAGAAAUCGAAUUAAAUGAGAGUAUUCGUUAUGCAAAUGCUGACCCUAUUGAAGGAUGGUUGAAUAAUUUACUUUGCUUGGAUGCAUCAAAUGUAGCACCUAUCCUUUCCGGAUGUCCUCUACCAGAAGCUUGUAAUCUAUAUUAUGUCAACCGCGAUACUUUAUUCAGUUAUCAUAAGGCUUCUGAAGCGUUUCUUCAUCGAUUGAUGGCUUUAUAUGUGUCAAGCCACUACAAAAAUUCUCCUAAUGAUUUGCAAUUACUCUCAGAUGCCCCAGCUCAUCAUAUCUUUGUUCUUUUACCACCAACAAAGAAUAAAGGGGCUAUUCCAGAAAUUUUAUGCGUUUUGCAAGUAUGCUUAGAAGGAGAUAUUUCGAAAAAGGUUGCCUUGAAUACUUUGAGGAGAGGCGAUCGGCCUUCUGGUGAUUUAAUUCCCUGGACCAUAUCUCAACAAUUUACAGACGAAAAUUUCCCAUUACUAUCUGGAGCACGAGUUGUAAGAAUAGCUACCCACCCGAGUUACCAAAAGAUGGGAUACGGUACAAGAGCUUUACAACUCUUAGAGUUAUAUUACAAAGGGUCCUUUACAUCUCUUGACGAUCCAUGUGAAGACAGCGAUAAGAAUGAAGAUGUGGAAGGUUCAGAUAAUGAUAUGGAUGACAGUGCUGACAUAAUUUUACAGGAAGAAACUUUAGCUCCUAAGAAAAAGCUGAAGCCUCUAUUAGCCGAAUUAAGUGAAAGAAAAGCGGAAAAGUUGGAUUACUUAGGGGUGUCUUUUGGAAUCACAUCCGAAUUGUAUAGAUUUUGGAAGAAGAGUGGAUUUGCUCCAGUUUACAUAAGACAAACUUCUAAUGAACUAACUGGUGAACAUUCCUGUAUAAUGUUGAAAGUAUUGGAACUUGCUGAAGAGAAGUCCUCGAUAUGGUUAGACCAAUAUUUCUUAGAUUUCCAAAAACGUUUCAUUUGUUUACUUGGAUAUGAUUUUAGAAAAUUUACAUGUUCUAUGGCUUUGAAUAUCCUUCAAAGGAAAACUAAAAUAGAACAGAAAAAAUUGCCAAAAAAUGAAUUGGAAUAUUAUGUAACUUCUCAUGAUCUUGGUCGAUUAGAAACCUAUUCAAGAAAUUUGGCUGAUUACCACCUUAUAACAGAUUUAUUACCAGCUCUAUCAAGAUUACACAUUCAGAAUAAGCUUGUUAUAUCUGGAUUAAAUAGUUUACAAUCAGCUAUUCUCGUUGGCAUGGGUUUACAAUACAAGAAAGUUGAUGAUUUAGAAAAGGAAUUAAAAAUACCCGGUUCUCAAGUCCUAGGUCUGUUUGCUCGUGUUGUAAAGAAGAUCGUUAAAAGUUUACACGAAACCUUGGAAAAAGAAUAUAAAAUAGAAGAUGAAACUAUAGAAGAUAAAAAGGUAACUGAAGAAGAUAAAGAACUAUUACAAAGCGACUUGAAAGAAUUUCAUAUUGCUACAAAAGAGGACGAAUGGAUGAAUGACGCAAUGGAAAAAGCCGCCAAAUCUGGUGGUAUCUUAUCCGUUAAGGGGAAAUUUGAAAAGAGUAAGAGAAAAGUUGAAGAAAACUCUGAUAAGAAGCAUAAAAAGAAAUUCAAGAAAUCUAAAACAAAGCACUAA
Dimorphilus gyrociliatus is the source of this 3146-nucleotide messenger RNA. The record is from the annotation of a GenBank genome assembly. Lineage: Eukaryota; Metazoa; Annelida; Polychaeta; Dinophilidae.